Molecule: messenger RNA, 938 nt
Organism: Racocetra fulgida
Lineage: Eukaryota; Fungi; Glomeromycota; Glomeromycetes; Diversisporales; Gigasporaceae
Source: the annotation of a GenBank genome assembly
AUGGCCGAUAUUCACUUUUACAAACUUCCAGCUCUAAAGAAACAAACAUUACCUAUCUGCGCCUUUUUCAAAAGUCCCUUUAAUGAAGAUUGGCGGUUAGAUAUUACUUUAAGUUUGGUAAAACCGAAAGAUCUAACCCUCGAUAAAGAAAUAGUUCUAUCAAUACACAGAGAUGGAUAUUCAAUCGUUCAAUUUCAUGCGACUGAUGUUCUUUGGGAUUUGGUUUCACCACAACAAUCAUACUUUCAGUUUACACAACAAGCUGAUAUAUACACCCUACGUCAAAUUUCUAAAACAUUUCGACCAAUGUAUGAUGAUAAUUCUUUAUUCUAUGGAUGCGAAACUGGUCCAUCUUUAUAUAAUAUUGACGAUGUUGAUAUGCCAGGAAAGGAUGUAUAUCAUAAUAUCUUUAACAAAAGUAGAGAAUUGGUUAAACCAAUGGUGGGAAAGUGUGUUCGUGUUUACUUGACAAGAGCCAUUUUUUCCUUGAGGAUUCCUGAUGUUCCGGUAUAUGGUGUAAUGAACAUUAUACCUAUGUGGGGUGGUAUUCAAUAUCAAACAAAAUUUAAUGAAGGAUUAGAUUUUGAAAUAGCAAAACCUAGCUAUAGCCUUCAAAUCGUUGAUGAAAGGCCAAUCGCUAUUUUGAAUAUUCAUUAUAGACCUUAUUCUUGGUUACUUUAUCAAGGAAUCUUAAAGUAUCAACAUCAUGAUUAUUUCUAUGAUUUUUAUGAAGUUAGAUCUGAUGGUGAGGAACAGGACAUGAGUUUUGAAAAUGAUCAAUUGAAAGAAAAGAGCGAUGAUGUUAUUUUAUCAAUAUUAAAGAGUGACGUUUUAUCUAAAUUUAAAAGUGAUUUAUUUAACAUGAAUCAAGAUGAAUACGUUGGUAAAUGUUGGACUAGUGAGAUAAAAAGAUUUGUAGAAAUAGUGAAUUUGACUAG